Truncatella angustata is the source of this 1605-nucleotide messenger RNA. RefSeq names its product general substrate transporter. The transcript is spliced from 11 exons. The record is from RefSeq and is a predicted model, not a curated record. Gene Ontology annotation, cellular component: membrane. Gene Ontology annotation, biological process: carbohydrate transport; transmembrane transport. NCBI's taxonomy places the organism in Eukaryota, Fungi, Ascomycota, Sordariomycetes, Amphisphaeriales, Sporocadaceae. Gene Ontology annotation, molecular function: carbohydrate:proton symporter activity. Bases 1 to 1605 code for a protein of 534 amino acids.
AUGAAGUCACAAAUCGACCAGAACGAGACAACUAACAUUAAUACUGCUCAGGAGACACAGGCCCCGGUGUCCAAAGACGAUGGGCCCGUAUUGCGAGCUGCAGCAGACGACUUGUCGGUCUGGCAGAGUGUUCGUCGUUUCAAAAAGGUCGGAUACGUAGCCAUGGCGGCAGCGUUCUGCGCAUCACUUGAUGGAUAUCAAAUCAACCUCAACGGUGGUAUUGUGGCCAACAAGGGCUUCAUCCAAGUGAUGGCAAGCCCGGGUACUACCGUCAUUGCUGGCACCUACAUCUCAGCAUGGACUGGAAUCCAGGCUACGGGUCAAACUGUUGGGCAAAUUCUUCUGCAAUUCGCAACGGAGAGUCUCGGCCGUAAACCAGCACUGUGGAUUAUCUGGGUAAUCCUCGUUGCGAGUAUUUUGGCUGAGUCGUUUGCCAGCCACUGGGAUCAUUGGCUGGUAGCGAAGCUCCUUUCCGGAAUGGGUGUCGGUAUGCUCCAGUCGACUAUGCCUGUCUAUCUGUCAGAAAUUGCGCCAACCCAGCUCAAGGGUUUCUUCAUCAACGCAUACAGCUUCUGGUUUGUCAUCGGUCAGCUUUUCGCCUCUGUCGCAUUGAAUAGGCUGGCUGCUGUGGAUCCUUAUGACUACAAAGUGCCUAUUUACACCCAAUGGGCCAUGAUUGGUGGCAUUGCCAUCAUCUUUGCGCUCUUGCCUGAGUCUCCAUGGUGGCUUGCCAGUAAGGGCAAGCUAGACAAGGCGGCCAAAGUCCUGCGCAUGUUGCAUGGAAAAGUUGAGAACUACGACAUCGAGGAACAGAUUGAAGUCAUGACCGCCACCGUAGCACUUGAGCGUCAAAAUGCCGAGCUGAGCAAGGAGGUUGGCCUGUUUGCCGUUUUAAAAGGUCGCAACUUCAUGCGAUUCAUCAUCGCCGGCUGGCCUAAGAUCACGCAGCAGCUGGUUGGCCUGAUCGUGUUCAACACCCUUGCAACUUACUUCUUCCAAUAUGCUGGAAACCAGAACCCGUUCCUCGUUACAGUCAUCCUGUCAUGCGUACAACUGAUCUCCAUGUUACUCACCGCCACCACGACCGAUCGCUUUGGUCGCCGACCCUUGACCGUCUACCCUUAUGCAGUGACGGUGGUCUCUGUCCUGUGCUUGGGAAUCAUUGGCUGCUUCGACUACACCAAGUCAGCGACUAGCGCCCUUCUGGUAUUCUUCGCAUGUCUGGCGACCUUCUCGACCACAGGCGCCUCCGCUAUCGGCUACGCCUAUGCGGCCGAGAUACCUCAGCAGCGACUGCGUGCACGCACGGCUGCAUGGUCCCUCGCUGUGUCGAACAUGAUCUCUAUCAUGUCCAGCUUCUGUGCUCCCCUCAUGAUCAACGGAACCGCGACGAAAUGGGGCCCGAAGACAGGCUUCUUUUUCGCCGGCACUGGUACCGUCGCUGUUAUCGUUGCGUGGCUCAUCCUUCCUGAAGUCGCACGCCGCACACCUGCUGAGAUUGACGAACUAUUCGAGAAGAAGGUCAAUCUCCGCAAAUUUGACAAGUAUGUUACCGAGGUCCAGGUACACGCCAAUGAGCUGCACCACGAGAAAGGGGGCGCUUAG